Erythranthe guttata (spotted monkey flower) is the source of this 3929-nucleotide messenger RNA. Its product is annotated as kinase superfamily with octicosapeptide/Phox/Bem1p domain-containing protein. Gene Ontology annotation, molecular function: ATP binding; protein kinase activity; protein binding. Lineage: Eukaryota; Viridiplantae; Streptophyta; Magnoliopsida; Lamiales; Phrymaceae. Gene Ontology annotation, biological process: signal transduction; protein phosphorylation. The record is from RefSeq and is a predicted model, not a curated record. Gene Ontology annotation, cellular component: cytoplasm.
AGUUUCCGUCACUAGUUGCUACCCAUCUGAGACCAGGGGUAAAAACGUAAUUAACCAAAAAUAGCGACAAUUUAAAUGACAUAAUAUACUAGUACACUAUUUUAUCAAAUUGUCGACUUGACUUAACCUUUAGAUUUCACUAUCUUAUUUAGUACUUCAGUAUUUCCUUUUUCACGCUGCAAAUGGAGUUGCGGUAAUGGCGGAUUUAGUCAACAGGCUGAGCUCUCACACUGCACUGCCUUCUUGAGUUUGUCAGGUUCAGGAUUCUCGUCGUAGCAAAUUGUGUUCCUGCAUCCCAGUUUCGUUCAGAAAUGUCGCUAACUUAUUACGUUUAUGUAUUGCAUGAAUAUCGAUGAACUUGUUUUCAGUCAAAGUCUUCCAGUUGCUGUUAGUAUUUUGGUGCUUCUCUGUCGAUUUGCAAAUUGUGCACAGUAUUGUGGUGUAAGCAGAUAUUCCGAUUGACGUAGUACUUGAAAGAGGGAAAAGUUAGGACUUUCAAUAUGGAACAGUCAAAGAAUCAGAAUCUUAUGCAGUACUACUCAGAACACGGAAAUGAAGAUCUUCGUCUUGGAUCGGUAGUUCAUAGUGCAGAUACUUUAGGUCAUGAAAAUGCCAAUCUGAUGUCCUCGGACUCGGAAAUCAUUUAUUCAGAUCCUAAACCUGUGCAUAAUUACUCCAUGCAGACUGGUGAGGAGUUUUCUCUUGAAUUUAUGCGCGACAGGACCAAUUUUAAGAAUCUAUUUGUUCCAAAUAUCUCCGGUGAUCCCAAUAAUGUACCUGGGUACAUGGAGCCAAAAGCCAUGUUAAGUGCUUCGGAUCCUUCAUUGACUGUCACAACCGAAAAAAGUUCAAGAGAAUCUGACCACAGGAAUUUGCCGUUACAUGGAAACGGGGUUAACCGUGAGUCUAUGCAAUCUAUGGCAUACGCCUCAUCGGAUUACCACAACCACCAUUUGUCACAGAAGCUUAAGAUUCUCUGCAGCUUUGGUGGUAGAAUUCUACCCCGGCCAAGUGAUGGAGAGCUCAGGUAUGUUGGCGGUGAAACACGCAUCGUCCGGAUAAGGAAGGACAUCGUAUGGCAAGAACUAUGGGAUAAAACAUCUGCAAUUUACGAUGAAACUCAUACCAUAAAAUAUCAACUUCCUGGGGAAGGGCUCGAUGCUUUGGUUUCUGUCUCGAGCGAUGAGGAUUUAUUAAACAUGAUGGAGGAGUGGAAUGUGCUCAAAGAUGGAGAAGGAUCCCAAAAGCUUCGUAUAUUUCUGUUUUCUCAUGGAGAUUUGGAGGAGGCUCAUUUCAGUCUAGCCAACAGUGAUGUCGAUUCGGAGAUGAGAUAUGUAGUUGCCGUCAAUGGCAUGGAAAUUGGAUUGCAAAAAGGCUCUACCCGUCGUGGUUUAGCAAGUUCGUCCAAAGACAAUUUGAAUAAGUUGGCUGCAUCCAAUGUCGAAAGGGACACACGUACGAGCUCAGCUGAAUUUGUUGGGAUUACUACUACCUCCACGGCCGGCUUUGUUGCGCCGUCAACGGCUAAUGAAUCUUCUAAAUCUAUUUUACCAACUUCCGCCGAUAUUUAUCAAACUGAAUCGCACUUUUAUCAUGGUCAGCAAAAGCAACAUCCUCCACAAUUUGGCUACAAUUUCCGUCCUCCUUAUCAUUCGCCUUCAGAGAGUGACGUACCACAGUCCUCUUCUGGGGCUUUUUCUCAACAAAAAGGUCUCGAAGCGAAUUCCUUAAAUAGCUCAGGCGCACAUGGCAAUCAAGGGCAAGAGAAGGAGGCAAAACCGAAAUUUGAUGGUCCGAAAAAUGGAGGCAGGGGUAACACAAAAGUUAAUUUUCCUGUUGAAGAAUCUUCAAAGAGUGAAGCAAAACCUGUUGAUGCUUUUAAUCCAUCUCAAUCCAAUGGCAAUGAGUAUUGUACAUCUGGUAAUGCUCCUGAUCCCGAAUCCACCAACUCGGAAUUUGAUCCUACCGAGUUGACCUAUUCUGAGUCUUCUGUUCCUCCUCGGAGGGUCUAUUACUCGGAGCGUAUUCCUCGAGAGCAGGCAGGGUUUCUUCAACGAACAUCAAAAUCGGAUGAUGCUCACAGUUCUCAGUUUCUUGUUAAUCAGUCACGUAAUGAUAAUAAUAUCCAGCAAGAUUUCGUUUCGGAAUCGGGUGAAAGUUUCCCAAUUAGGAAUGUAGAUAUACCUACUGGGCAGUCAAUUUCAACGACGGGAAAUCAGGAAGAAGCUAAGGCAGCUGUUCCCAAAACCGAGCAGGGAGAUAUACUUAUUGAUAUCAAUGACCGGUUCCCACGUAAUCUUCUUUCUGAUAUAUUUUCGAAAGCUAUUCUUUCAGAUAGCUCGUCUAAUACGGAUCCCCUACAGAAUGAGGGAGGUGGUUUGAGUGUGAACAUCGAAAACCCGGAACCUAAACACUGGUCGUUUUUCCAGAGGCUGGCAGGGGAUGAGUUUACGAGAAAGGGUAUUUCUCUCAUUGAUCAAGACCAUGUAUUUUCCUCAGGACUUACGAAAGUCGAAGAGGAUACGCCUUUAGCAUAUGACUUUGGGCCACUCAUGAGAGAAGAGGAUCACAAAGACUUACAUGGUGGAGAUGGGGCUGAAUCUGUUGCUGUUCCUUCCAAUUAUAAUGCAUCGCAAUUGAAAGUCGGUGAAGGCAAUCAGUAUGAAGAUUCGAUGGAUAAUAGGAGAAAUCAAGAUCUGGAUUAUGAGGAUGAUAUUGGCAUUGGACAAAUUGGCUUACCUCCUCUAGAUCCAUCGUUGGUGGAUUUUGAUAUCAACUCAUUGCAGAUUAUACAAAAUGCAGACCUUGAAGAACUGAAGGAACUUGGUGCUGGGACAUUUGGGACUGUAUAUCACGGAAAAUGGAGAGGCUCAGAUGUAGCUAUCAAGCGCAUAAAAAAGAGUUGUUUUACUGGUCGACAAUCAGAGCAAGAUAGACUGACCAACGAGUUUUGGAAGGAAGCUGAAAUUCUAUCAAAGCUUCACCACCCAAAUGUGGUUGCGUUUUAUGGUGUUGUACAAGAUGGACCAGGCGGGACAUUGGCUACGGUCACAGAGUACAUGGUGAAUGGAUCUUUGAGACAUGUUUUACUUCGUAAAGAUAGACUCCUUGAUCGACGAAAGCGGCUUAUAAUAGCAAUGGAUGCAGCUUUUGGGAUGGAGUAUUUGCAUUCAAAGAAUAUAGUGCACUUUGAUCUGAAAUGUGACAAUUUGCUCGUUAACUUGAAAGAUCCUUCAAGACCUAUAUGCAAGGUAGGUGAUUUUGGUCUAUCAAAAAUAAAACGAAACACGUUGGUUUCUGGUGGAGUUAGAGGAACUCUGCCAUGGAUGGCUCCGGAGCUGCUCAAUGGUAGUAGCAACAGAGUUUCUGAGAAGGUUGAUGUAUUUUCAUUUGGUAUCGUCUUAUGGGAGAUACUCACCGGAGAGGAGCCUUACGCCAACAUGCAUUACGGUGCAAUCAUAGGUGGAAUUGUGAACAAUACAUUGAGGCCAACGAUUCCAAGCUACUGCGACUCGGAAUGGAGAAGAUUAAUGGAGCAGUGUUGGGCUCCAAAUCCUGCCGUGAGGCCGUCUUUUACCGAAAUUGCUAGCCGUUUGCGUGUAAUGUCUUCUGCUGCACGAAAGGCAAGUUGAUCGUCAAUAAAAAAAAACCGUCAGGUUUCGUAUUUUUCUUUACUUACGAAAGAAAUUAGUUUCGUUAAAUUGUACACACCAAUAGGGAGAACUAAAUGGCUUGCACACACUAUCAUCAUCAUAUACAGCUCUUAAAGUCUUUGGGACAAUGUUAUAUAUCUUACAUCCAGCUGUCUUUUUUUUUUAUGGAAUAAUAAUUCAGCUCAAGAUUUUAUAUUCAUUACAAUUAUAGGGUACAUUUAUUGAACUUUGUUUGAAUAAAUUUAUUUGAGAAUGUAUUUCAAAUCUUUUAACUUU